ACAUUCCUCAUAACUACCAUUGAUUCAUUCUUCAUUUUUUCAAUAUCUCUUUUGCAAAAAUGGUGCUCGCAGGUAAACUUAGUACCGAGCUAGGGAUCAAAACUCCCACUGAAAGGUUCUUCAAACUAUUCAAUUCUGAACUUCACGAAAUGCAAAACAUUUGUGAAAGAGUUCAUCAAACCAAACUGCAUGAAGGUGAUGAUUGGCAGGACACUGAUACGGUUAAACACUGGACUUAUGUCAUAGAUGGCGAGGUACACACAUGUCAUGAGAGUGUUGAAGAAGUUGAUGAACAGAACAAAAAGCUCAAUUACAAGCUGUGGGGUGGAGAUAUUGAUAAGCACUAUAAGGUCUUUAAGCUGAUCAUUGAAUUAAUUGAUAAGAGUGAUGGUAGUGGUGCUCUUAAAUGGACUAUUGAAUAUGAGAAGAUCAAUGAAGAUAUUCAUCCUCCAAAUGGCUGGAUGGAUUACCUUAACACCCUCACUCGAGACAUUGAUGCUCAUCUUGUCAAAGGCACAAGGGUAGCACUUUAAGUUAUAUAUAAAGAAAGUAAUAAAUAAGUUGCAAUGGCUUAAUGCACUGUGUUGUCUUAAGUUUUCAUUGUAAUAAAUGUGAUGUAUGGUGUUGGUAAUGGCACAUGUUGCUGCAUAUCCAUAUUUGCUUAUGGUUAUGUUUAUCUUUAAUUCAUGUGUAGGUUUGUUUGACGUGUAUGUCUUAAAUUAUGUUAUGCAUAUUAUCAAUAUGCCUUAAAUUAUGUUACGCAAAUUAUCAAUAAAUGAAUAUUAUAUUUGUGUGUUUUA
This is a messenger RNA of Trifolium pratense (red clover), 800 nucleotides long. RefSeq names its product MLP-like protein 28. Lineage: Eukaryota; Viridiplantae; Streptophyta; Magnoliopsida; Fabales; Fabaceae. Gene Ontology annotation, biological process: defense response. The record is from RefSeq and is a predicted model, not a curated record. The transcript is spliced from 2 exons. The coding region runs from base 60 to 533 and encodes 157 amino acids.